Messenger RNA from Stegodyphus dumicola, 4269 nucleotides. It is a transcript of the gene cert, whose product is annotated as ceramide transfer protein. Gene Ontology annotation, biological process: ER to Golgi ceramide transport. The record is from RefSeq and is a predicted model, not a curated record. Lineage: Eukaryota; Metazoa; Arthropoda; Arachnida; Araneae; Eresidae. Gene Ontology annotation, molecular function: lipid binding.
UUUAUUUAAUUACAGCCUCAUGAAUUUGAUGAAUGUCGUUUUGAUGUAAGUGUCCAUGAUUGUGUAUGGUACCUACGAGCUGAGUCACCUGAAGAGAGAAAUCGGUGGGUGGACACAUUGAAUGCAUACAAGAUUGAUUCUGCAUAUGGUAGUGAAAACAGUCUCAGACGUCAUGGUUCUGCUGUGUCUGUCGGUUCUACUAGCCUUUCAAAUGCCAGUAUAUCAUCUUUUAAAAAAGCCCGUGGAUUAAGAGAAAAAUUGGCUGAAAUGGAAACAUUUAAGGAUAUUUUAUGUCGUCAAGUAGAUACUCUCCAGAGUUAUUUUGAUGUCUGUGCUGAGAUGCUAAAUGUUGAUGAGAGCCAUAAGGAUAAUGAUGUUCACAUGGAUGACAUUGAUGAAGAUUAUGAUGAAAGUGCUCGGGACAUAAUUGAGCAGCGAAAUCAUGAAUCUCCUGCUCAUCGUUUUAAAGGUCAUCCAGGUAUAAUUACCAAAGAACUACUUGCACAACAUGGAGCCCAUGCAAUAGAUUUCAAAGGUGAAGCCAUAACAUUUAAAGCUACUACAAGUGGUAUUCUUAAUACACUAUCACAUUGUAUUGAGUUAUUUUCUCAGAGAGAAGAAAGUUGGAAAAGGAGGUUAGAAAAGGAAGCUGACAAAAGGAGAAAAAUUGAAGAAGCCUAUAAACAAGCAUUAUCGGAAGUUAAAGCUAUACGACCUAUAGUUCUUGGUGGGCCAGAUUAUGAAGAAGGUCCUCAUUCUAUGAUCAAUGAAGAUGAAUUUUUUGAUGCAGUUGAUGCUGCUUUAGAUAAAAGUGAACAGCAAGAGGAGGAAAGGAGGCUGAUUCGAAGUUAUAAUAAAGAUGAAAAUCAUUCCAUGUCUCCUACAUCUGCCUCUCAUCAUCCCCUAUGGCCACAGAUAGAUCAUAUAACCUUAGAACAGUUGAAAUACGCAAAAAUGGGUGUAGGGGAAGGAGGGUGGCAACUUUUUGCUGAAGAUGGAGAAAUGCGAAUGUACCGGAGAGAAGUUGAAGAAGGGGGUAUUGUUUGUGAUCCAUUAAAAGCUGUUCAUACAGUAAAGGGUGUGACUGGUCAUGAAAUGUGUCAUUAUUUUUUUGCACCAGAAUAUCGCUUUGACUGGGAAACAACUGUUGAAAAUAUGAAAGUUGUAGAAGAAAUAGAUUCCAAAACUCUUAUUUUCCAUCAAAUACACAAAAGAGUGUGGCCUGCAACACAGAGAGAUGCUUUAUUUUGGUCACAUAUGAGGCAGGUUCCAAAUGAUGAAGAUAAGGAUGCCCAUGAUAUAUGGAUUGUUUGUAAUAAUUCAACAGAUCAUGAUGCUGCUCCUGUUGGGAAAUGUGUUCGUUUGGUAAUGACAGUAUCAUUAGUAUGCCAAACCUUUGUAGAUCCUCCAACAGAAAACCAAGAAAUCACUAGAGAUAAUUUGACAUGCCGAAUCACGUAUUGUUCCAGCAUUAAUCCAGGAGGCUGGGCUCCAGCAUCAGUUUUAAGAGCAGUGUAUAAGCGAGAAUAUCCAAAGUUCCUAAAGAGAUUCACUCAGUAUGUAAAAGAUAUGACAGAAACAAAGCCAAUAAUGUUUUAGAUGGGCUGUGUUAAAAAUAAUGUGCCUCAUUCUGUAUAAAGCUUGAUAAAGUGUUUUCUGUUUCAUUUUUACAGAAGUUUGAUCCAAGGAGUAAAAAUUUGAAAUCUGUCUGUAGUUAUGUGUUUCACUGUGAAAUGUAAAUAAAACUGUUUUUUAUUAUUUAUUCACAAAAAACUGUCUUUAAAUUAUAUUUGUGACACAGUAUUAUUUUUAACUUAGAAGGAAUUCAGAUUUCAAUAUUCUGUAAAAUUUUGUGAAAAAAUAUUCUUUUAUUUUACGGCAUUCUGAAAAAUGCUUGUGUAAAACAGUUUUUUUACUGCAGUGGUAAAAAAUUUUUUAUAAAUGCUCUUUUAGGUAAUAAUUACGAUCAUUUUUCACUCCUUGCCUGAACUUCUAUGUAUUGAUGUGAUUGCAUUUAUGAGAGUAACCCAUGCUCCAUAUAAAUGCCUUUAGAAAUUGUGACUUUGCCGCCAUCCAUACAAAGUAGCAUUCUAUUUUAAGAAGUGUUAAUAAGAGUGAUCGUUGAAAUUGACUUUUUUAAUGUUACAGGUAAAGGUGUUUAGAAUUUUUGAAUUAGAUAUACCAUUUUACUGAGCGGGUUAAAAAUAAAGUGAUUGUUAAGUCUUUUUUAAAGGAAAUUUGUUACUGUUAAGGCAACAAAUGUUGAUAAAGUUAAUGGAAGUUCUGAAACUUUAUCCUCAGUCAAGGAACACUUUCUAGAUGUGAAACUAUACCCUAUGUUUUUUCCUCACCCACCUGAAAUAUAAGAAAAAGCUUUGCAUAAAAUUGUGCAUCUCUUUAUUGUGUGCAAAUAAUUUUUGUGAAAAACAAAUGGUAAUUUUUUUAGUGCUUUUAUAUUUUAGGCCAUACCUUUUUAAAUGAAGAAACAGACCAAUACUUUGAAUGCAUGUAUUAUGCCAUGUAAUCAUCUUCUAUCAUAUUCUACUGGAGAUUAUCCUUAAAGAAUUUAUUUAAAGCCAAAUUUUGCUCUCAAUUUUGUAAACUGUCCUUUUGUAUUAUUCCUUCAGUACAUCAUAUUACCUUCUUCAUUCUCCCUUCUUUUUUACAGUAAGGCACUUCUCAUUUAGGCAUUUUUGUAUGUAAUAAUUUAGCAUUAGAGCACAUGGUAUAUACAUUUUUUACUGAAUGAAAUAUAUUGUAAAAAGAAUGUGAAUUCUCCAGCUUAUACAUAUAUUUGUACUUUUUGUAAACAAGUUCCUUAAAUAUGGUCUAGUUGAAUAGUUAGUUAACUUUUUAAAAUAGAAAUUUAAAAUUUUUGGAAGUGUAUUGUUCUUUCCAUGUUAUCUAUGAGAAGGUGAAGUUUAUUCUAAAUCUUGCUAUAUAUGUAUUGUUUGUUAUUUCACAGUUAGAAAUGCAAAAUUGUAAAAUGUGUUUUUUGUCCUCUUUAUUAGCUUUUCGCUUUUUAAGAAAAGCUUGAAAAAUAUUAAAUUGUAAAUUACUGUAAAUUUUUAGUACAUAAUGCACUAAUCGAAAUGCGAUGUUUUUAUUGCAUUAGAAGUCAAUUUAAAUUGUAAAUUAUUCUUGUACAGUUAUGAAUUUUCAUUGACAUUUACUGAGUUUGGUUGAAUGUCUGUUCUGUUUAUAUCUUUUGUAUAUUUAUUUUAUAUCUGUAUAUGAAUGCCAAAAUUUUUAUUUUCAUAUUUAUUUUUUAAUGUGGUGUUCUCCUUAUUUAAAGAAUAAGGUUUUGCUUGAAAGUUGUUCCGUUGUGAUGAGAAUAAAAGCUUUUUAUAAAUCACAUAUUUUUAUUAUUCUGAAGAUUUGAGUAAAAUAAUCAAUAGUUACUUUAAAUAUAGUACUUUCUAAGAUUUAGUACAGUUGCUAUUGUUGGUAAUUGUUCCUUUUCUUUUACUAUAUUAGGACCAGCCAUUAUAAAACAUACACUUUAUUUUCUUCAUUGUAAUUUAGCUGGACUCUUAAUAAUAAUUUGAUUUUUUUUAUGUAAAGUUAUAUAAAAAAUCAAAAUCUUUUAUACUCUUUAUCUCAAUUAUAAAAUUUAUUUUUGAGUCAAUUAUAAAGUUAAACUAAGCAUUUCAUAGACAUCCAUAAUCUUUGAUAAAGGCAUUGUGAAGCAUAAUAUGAAGUAUUUUUUUAAUUUUUUUCAUAUAUUAGACUUCAAAGGCAAAAAUAUUAUUUUAUGUGCUAUAUUUUAAAAAGAUACUGGAAAAUGUCAUAGAAAUUCAAAAUUUCUUGAUUUGUUUCUCAAAAUGUUAUGCAAUUUUGUUAGUCAUAUUUUUGCAUGCAAGUAGUUUUUAUGAACAUAUGUGAGUAUUUGUGAUUCCAAUAAAUAUGUUAUUUUUUCCUUAUAUUUCUAAAAUAUUAAUAAAAGUAAUUCUUCUCCAAAUUUUGUAAAUCAGUAAUACAACAAUUUUAUAAAAAUUAUCUAGGCAUGAAAACACUUUUUCAUUGCUUUUAAUGUUCAAUUUAGAAUUUAUAGUGGUUUCUAAUAAUGGAAUUUUCCUUGUAACAUCUUUCAGUGACCGACCAUUUUUUUUAACAUUCCAGUUUUUUUGGGGGGGGGAGUGAACAUUUUGCUUUCAAAGUAAUCAUAUUGCUUAAAAGGCAGUCGCAAGUUCAAAUUUUUGUGUACCAGAUUGAAAAAUUGAAUCAUCUUUUAGUGUUUUAGUCAAUAAACUGUGGUGUUAUUUAAAA